AUGUUCAAAUCGAUAUCCAAGACUUUCAGAUCAAAGCCGAUAGCCGUGCAGCCGACGGUGGUCGGCACAGACCUGAUCAAUCAGAAGGAUCUGGUGGCGACACUCAAGACGGGGUCAACGAGCGCCAAAAUCGCCGCCGUCCGCCAAUUGACCUCCUCCAUCAAGACCGUAAGCAUCUCGUCUAUCCCGGAGCUGUGGUUUCUCGCCAAACAGAACCUCGAGCUCUCGAACUCGGACCAGCUCCGUUUGGAGACAUUCAAUCUGUUUCUCACCUGCAUUGAGGCAAGCGAUCACUCAACGCCCACUAAAAUGGCAUACUAUAAGGAUAUACUCGACUAUCUCGCGUCGGACACCGAAUACAGCGUCCAGAGUCUAAUGUUGCUCACAAACGACGGCCGCGACCUCUACGACCUGCUCAUCUACCAGCCAUACCCGUUCUUCAAAUACAUCUGGAGCACGCUAAACAACCUGCCCAAGCGAGAAGAAUCGCAGACACAGUUCGCCUUGUUCCUUGCAAAUUGUCUGAAAUUCAACUUCAAUCUGUUCGAGUCCAAGGACCUUGCGAAUCUGCUCUCCAAGGUGCUGGAUCUGGCCACCCUCGCCACCAACAUAGACACGCUCACCGCAUACUUCCAGAUCAUAGACACAUACAUAUCUCUCGGCUGUGUUCCGCCCUCCAGCGUGCGCGAUAUCGUCGGCAUUCUUGGCAAAGCCAAACAGCUGGGCAAUGUCCAGCUCGACCACACGAUCGACGGCAUUUUGGUGGCGCUUCUGAGCAGCCCGAGUUAUUCUUUGCUGACGUUCGUGAGGUGCACUGAAAUCAUUGGAGCUGAGGAGAAGCCCGCGUACGGCUGUCUGGCGUUUGUGCGAACAUAUUUGGAUUACUACAGAGAUACAUCGAAGGUCAGCACGUUGGUCACGGACGUGCUGGAGACUGCCAGUGGACUCCUGGUACCGGCUAUUGCCUCCUGUCCGGCACUGACGCAGCCGGGCGUGGCCAACGCCAUUUGCUCUGUGGUGCUCUCGCUGCUUAGCUUAGGCCUUCUUUCGCAACAACAGCUUACGGACGCGCGGUUCUGGAACUGUUUGAUAGCUAUAGAUUGCGGCUCCGUGGACAGAUCGACGGUCGCAGGGCUCUUUGACCGUCUGCAGGCCGUUGCUAGCCCAUUAUCGCGCGAGCAUACCGUGCGACUCUUCGAGAAAAACAGAGACGUUUUGUCGGAGUCGCAGCUGGACUUCGUCAUCGAUAGCUACAGCUCGGAGCUUAGAUGCGUGGCCAUCACGGAAAACUGGCAGCAGAACUGCGAGGCGCUCAUGAGCAACUUCGGCACCACCGACAAGGUUCUUGCAGUCCUAGAGCUGGCUUUUUUCGAGUCGCUGGACAUCUGCGAAAGACGCGAGCCUCUCGGCCACUAUCUGGACUUCUUCCUCAAUGACGGCUUCUGGAGCCUCGCCGGCUAUCGCGAGACACUCGCAAAAAUUCUGCUCCGCGUCGACGAACAGCUAUUAGAGCUGCUCGUGGCCAAGUUCCCGUCUGCGGCCGCGUUCACCCAGCACGUUGUGUACUCGCUGCUGGUUCUUUGCCAGAGCUCGCGCAACACCAGAAAAGCCGGUGCUAUCUUCGAUUAUCUGCUGAAGCUCGCCUCUUCUGCCAUUUCCACCGACCACGACACUUUUCUCACCGUCGCACGGCUCAUGGCCCGCGCCAGGCCCGCAGACGACUACAUACACUUUGUCGAUGUCUGCGACGUGGACGGACUGUGCCACAACCUGGCCAGGAACGUCGGCACCGGCCACACGCGCGACGAGAGCUGGAAAUGGCAGUAUCCCGAGACACUCCCGUACUUACCGCGCGAGCUGCUGGAAAGCUGCAGCCACCGGUGUCUCAAACGAUGCGAUCUAAGCGACUGGCUCGAACUUGUCGUUUUCACGCUCGAAACUUUUGUCGAUUGGGAGGUCUACUCGUUCAUGCUGGGCCAUCUGUGUCCGCAGCUGGCGUACUCGUCGCUGUUCCCGUCUCACGACCAGAUCCUGCGGCUGCUCCGCACGCUCUGCCACCAGCUGCAGCUGCGGUUCCCGUCGUCUUUCCGCCCGGUAGCCGUGUCGAAAACAGACGUCCAAGUCGCGCUGAUCCGGACGCUGUCUGCGAUUCCGGCGUAUCGAGCGAUUUUCUCCAGAACAGAGGAAGACCUGCUGAUCAGCUCUGUGAUCUCGGCGCUCAAGUCCUGGGACAAGACCGGCAUUCCGUGUCUGCACUUCCUCAUCGUCUCGUGCUACGAGUUCUCUGCCUCGAUCAAACGGUUUCUGGGCCCCAUUCUCAGCAUUUUGCAGACCAGACUGUCCGCCGCUGCUACCGCUGCCCCCAUCUUGGACUUGCUAUUUAGUCUUUCGGAACUGCCCGCUCUAAUUUCCAACCUGACCACCGAGGACUACAAACGCAUCUUCGCCAUCGCGUUCAAGUACAUCGAGUACUCCAAGGACUCGUUCCAGUACAAAAAAGAGCACGACGUGGACUAUCUGGACUCCUCGCUGGACAGACUGCCUUCAACCCAGUCGUUCGAGGUCAGCCAGCAGCUGCUGCUGUUUUUGACGGCGAUGUCGUACCGCGCGGUCUGCGGCUGGUUUCUGAAGCUCUCCAUGGACCAGCGCAGCCAGCUCGUCGACUUCAUCAAUAAAAACCUCGUGGCUCUCGGCUUGGAGGACACGAAAAAUAAAGUGCACUACGAGGCCAUCAACCGGUUUGUGACGGCUGACAACAGCACGAGACAGAUUUUCGCCCCUGACACAGAGAUUGAGCAGGACAAGGACUACGACACAUGCCAUUGGCUGCACGGCGACGGGCUCCUCACGGUCGCGAGCCACAGGCACACGCCCAAGUCGCUGCUCACGCUGCGUCGAUCGACCGCUAUCGACCGCUUCGAAGUGAGGCUGCCAGCCCAGCACACACACGCGUCUCUCAGGCCGUCGUUCGUGGUUUCCGCGCUCCUGGGAGCCCAGAAUGCCGAUCUGAAGCCCUUGGAGAUGGACGACCAGGUCCGGCGGUCUGUGGCGGUGAUGGACCGGAUCCCGGUGGUGAACCUGCACAAAAUCGGCGUCGUGUACAUUGGGCCCGGCCAGACCACCGAGAAGGACAUCCUGAGCAACCAGUUCGGGUCUGACGCGUACGAGGCGUUUCUGACGCGGCUUGGGAAGCUUAUCCGGCUGCGUGGCUGCAGGGACUACUACGUUGGCGGACUGGACACGCAGAACGACCAGGACGGCGAGUACACGGUGCAUCACCAUUCGCCGGUGACGCACGUGUGUUUCCACGUGACGACGAUGAUGCCGCACGGCACCGACGACGCCGUCAGCAGCAAGAAGCGGCACAUCGGCAACGACUUCGUGAACAUCUACUGGAACGACUCGGGCGAGCCGUUUCUGUUCCACAAGAUCGCGUCGCAGUUCAACUUCAUGAGCAUUGUGAUCGAGCCGUGCGCCGAGCGGUGCUACCGCGUGAAGAUCUUUCGAAAGGCGGGCAUCCCGGCCAUAUUCAGCACGACGCACUUCAAGCUCAUCAGCGAGCACAACCUGCCGAGCUACGUCCGCAACGUGAGCACGCUGUGCGGCCAGUUCUGCGAGAUCUGGACAAACUCGGACUGGCAGUUCAACUGGGAGCGCCGCUACAGGCAGCUGCAGACCAUCAGGGCGAGAGCUAAAUAG
This is a messenger RNA of Ogataea haglerorum, 3699 nucleotides long. RefSeq lists its product as uncharacterized. Gene Ontology annotation, molecular function: GTPase activator activity. Bases 1 to 3699 code for a protein of 1232 amino acids. Gene Ontology annotation, cellular component: cytoplasm; TSC1-TSC2 complex; nucleus. The record is from RefSeq and is a predicted model, not a curated record. The transcript has a single exon. Gene Ontology annotation, biological process: negative regulation of TOR signaling; positive regulation of GTPase activity; regulation of small GTPase mediated signal transduction. NCBI's taxonomy places the organism in Eukaryota, Fungi, Ascomycota, Pichiomycetes, Pichiales, Pichiaceae.